Mya arenaria is the source of this 4293-nucleotide messenger RNA. RefSeq names its product tubulin polyglutamylase TTLL11-like. The transcript has 10 exons. The coding region runs from base 237 to 2837 and encodes 866 amino acids. Lineage: Eukaryota; Metazoa; Mollusca; Bivalvia; Myida; Myidae. Gene Ontology annotation, cellular component: cilium. Gene Ontology annotation, molecular function: tubulin binding; tubulin-glutamic acid ligase activity. Gene Ontology annotation, biological process: microtubule cytoskeleton organization; protein polyglutamylation. The record is from RefSeq and is a predicted model, not a curated record.
CGGACUUAAACGUACCACUUUUUGAGUAUGUAAACCGUCCAAAUACAUCCGAGGUUGUUUUCGAUAAAAUGGCCGAGGAGCUCCGAAUGGCAUACUACAGGAAAUGGCCGAGAUGUUCCGAUUGAAUGGACAGGUGCGCUGUCAGUGUCAUAAAGUUUGUUGACAUGUUGCGAAGAAUGGCGGAGACGAACAGGGAUUUUAUGAUGUUUUUAGAUGAUCCAUAACCAUCUUCGACAAUGAGUGCGUCUCGUGUAAAAAAGACACCAGAUAUGCGUGUAGCAGACUUAAGACGUGAAUUAACAUUCCGGGAAAAGAAAGUGGCAGAAAUAAAACGUGAAAAAAUAAGGUCCCUCGCUGAUACUAAACCAGUUCCGAAAUUAAUGAUAACUGUGGAUUUGUCACAUGCAAGAGGAAACCUUGAUGCACUCAAAAUGUGUCUAAAGGAGUUAGAAUGGAAAGAAUUCCCAUUUGGUAGAAAGGACCAGCACUGUGACAUCCAUUGGCAGUGCCAGAGCUUUGAACAAAACCCUGACCUCUAUGGCGGCAAGGUCAACAAGUUCCCUGGUAUGUGCUGGAUCUGCAGUAAGCAGAAUCUGUUUCGUGUUUUGGACCAGAUGGCCCUUCUGUAUCCUGAGGAGUACAACUUCCAUCCCCGAACAUGGUAUCUUCCUGAACAACUUCAUGCCCUUGCCAACGAAAUGAAGAAAAUGAAUGAAAAACGCUCUCGUUCAAAAGCCACAUUUAUUGUUAAACCAGAUUCCGGUUCACAAGGUGAAGGUAUAUACUUGAUUAGAGAUGUCCAGGAUUACUUAAGUAUGAACUCUGGGUACCAAAAUGUAGGAAAGUUACAUGUAUGCCAGGAAUAUUUAGCUGAUGUGUUCCUUAUUGACAAAUUCAAAUUUGACCUUAGGGUGUAUGCAGUUUUAAAAUCUGCCGAUCCCCUUGAGUUAUAUGUUUGCAAAGAGGGAUUAGCAAGGUUUGCUACUGUGCCAUACGAAUAUCCAACGAACAAAAAUAUACAUGAAGUUUUCAUGCAUUUGACCAACUACUCAUUAAACAAAAAAAGUGCAACAUUCAAUAGGUCUGAAAAAGAAGACGAAGGCAGCAAAAGAACGCUCACCAGUGUGUUCACUAGAUUACGUCGCCAUGGAUACAACAUCGAUAAGCUAUGGAAACGUAUUGAACAAAUUAUCGUGAAGACGAUGAUCGCAAUAAUUCCGGACCUGAAGAUAGAAUUUCAGAAUGCACUGCCAGCAAACAAACCAGGGCCCACAUGCUUUCAGAUUUUAGGCUUUGACAUCUUGCUCAUGCAUGAUCUGAAGCCAAUGCUCCUGGAGAUAAAUAGUAGCCCAAGUCUACGCAUUGACAGUGAGGUGGAAGUAGCGCCUGGAGUGCCAGAGUUUGUCCCAAGCCCAAAGGACGAAGAAGCGAAAAUACCACUGAUUCGAGACACCCUGCUGUUAGUGGCACCCGACAAGAAGGUGAAAUAUUUGGAAAGUUGGAGGGAGACGUAUGGUAAACCAUUAACUUUCCGAAAUUUGGAAUCUGAACGACAAAAGCGGCGAAGAAAGCGUCGAGAGAAGCGACGUAAGAAACACGAAGAGGAUCAACGUCAUCAGGCACAGGAGGAGUCCCAAAAACCACCUACUCAGAUAGAACGGGACGGGAUCAUCCAUGUUGAAACCAGCCAUCCUCGCAGCAGCAUCGUCAUUAUACGGUCCAGCGAAGAUGACGAGCCAAGGAAACCAAGGCAUGAAAGUUCGUUUGUUUUACCGAACAUCUAUACUGAUGGGAUGUCAGCAAAGAAGCACCCUGAUGAAAAUGAAAAUGACAUAACUGAUCCUUGUGUGGAACAUUUCAACCAAGAAUAUGUAGAAAGACACGAGUUUGUUGACUGUGUUGAAAAAAUGCAAAAUGAUAGUGAUGAAGAAAAUGAUUCUUGUGGUGUUGGCAAAAUAACGUCCAAGCCAGAAGACAACAAAAAAUUAAUAGUCAGUAGAAACCAAAAUGGUAAUAAUUUGAUUGAUGUGCAGUCGGUCACGAGAAUUCAAAGCUCAAGUAGGAUUUAUAACAACAGUAGUAGCAGUUACUAUAGUAACUUAGAUUAUGAAAAUAAGAUGGAGGAAAGCAGCGGUAGUGAAGAUGAAGGUCAUGUGACUGAUGACCUUGAUGGGUACUGUAGUAGCUUGAAGCAAGUUUACCCUGACACAUAUGCAGACAAAUAUGACAAAUUUCGAAUUUAUGAGAAACUAGCGAUUGUGUUCACAGUUUGUCUGGGUGUUAGAGCCACACAGCGUCUAGGUCCCACUGGCUUCAGAACUUUUGCAAGAAAAUGUCGCUUGAACAAAAAAGGACUUACAAACGCAACCAUCGACAUAUUGUUCAUUGACAUGCAACGGAAAUGGGAGCAUGUGAACCCAGAAAGAACGACAGGACUGGGUUUCCGAGGGUUUCUUGAUGCUUGCCAUGAAAUUGCUAGACGCAAAUUUUUACAUGGUGACAUCCUCCAAACCAUGGAAGAGUUUAUUGAUUACUGCCUAGAAAACCUUCAGGAAGAUCAGCUAUUUCAAGCCCGCAACAACCCACGCCUUCUCACUCGCCGUACAGCUCGACCUCAUGGCUAUCCCAUAUUGGAGCCCAUGGUUGAACCCUUGCGAACCCACGCUAUAGUUGACGAACAAACUGGAAUAUUCUUAGACAGCCGUUUGCAUCCAGGGAGAUAUUUGAAACCUAGUUCGACAGACGAUGUUGACUUUUUCCUACGCAAGCAUGGGAGGCUACAGUCGAUAAAAACAAAACGUUCAAAGUCAAGGACAAAAAAUCUGGAUGAAAGAUAGCAACUACUAAGCCUUGCUUAUGUUUCACAUAAAUUACCAAGUUUCACAUUUUAGAGAAGAAAUGUACAAGUGUAAUGCAUUUUAAGGAAUUUUAAUUUCAAAUACAUGUAGCUCUUAUUUCUUGUCAUAUACUAUAUUUAGGGACUAACUUAUCAUGUUUUAAAUUCAUGUUGUUGGAAGUUGAUGGAUAAUUUACUCUUUGUUUUUGUCUGUAUUUGUAUACUACUAUUCUACCUCAUCUAUAAGCUGUUUCUUUGAAGAUAAUGUUGGAUUGUUAAGGCAUCCAUUUAAUACAUUUGAACUUCUCGGUUAUGUUCAUGGAUAUACAUACUCACAAUUGUGUGAUCAGUAUAAUUAAUUAGUGUGUAUUGUCUCAUUUUGUUUUUGCUAGUAGGACACUUUCACAAAGAUAAAUAUACAGGAAGAAGUUUCAGUCAGAUUCUGCAAAAGAUUGUAUCAAAUUCUGGUUUAACCUGUGGCCAGAUGUCCAGAUAUUGAAUGUACAUCUUCUGUGACUUAAUAGCCCUGUUUUCUUAACUGUUAUUUUGAAAAAGGAAGUAAUCACAUUGUGACUCUCGUUAAGCAUGUAGUUCAGCAUUGCUCUCCCUUUGACCGAGAUUGUGCUCCUCAUUCAGAUCAUAGUCAUAUGAGUAUAUUUUUAGUUACAUUGUUUUCGGUGAGCAGUGUUUAAAAAGGAUGAUUACAUAUUAUGGACUGGCACAAGUUUAGUGACAAUUUAAAAAAGAAAACUAAUGCAUGUAUUAUUAUUCAUGUAAUUAAGAUAAAUGGAAUAUACGUUACAGUAGUUAAUUAGCUUUUUGUAACAUAAAUUCAGGUGUCAUAUUCCUCAGUGGCUGUCAUUGUCAUGCCAAAAACAAUCAAAUAAAAUAUGUUAAAUAUAUUCAAAUGACAAUUACCUGUGACAAUUUCUAUAUGUAAUUAUGUAAUUAUACAUGAGGCCUACAACUUCUUCAAGUCAUUUCCCUCGAUUAUCAUAUAAAAUACAAUAUAAAUUAUUGACAGAAAAAAUUAGUAUAUUUUGUACCCCCUUGAAAAAGUGUGUACCCCCUUGAAGAAGUGCUAAUCCCUUUGAAAAAUUGUGUACGCCCUAGAAGAAGUGCAUACCCCUUGAAGAAGUGUGUAUACCCUUGAAAAGUUUUGUAUCCUCUCGAAGAAGUGUGUAUCCCCUUGAAAUAUUGUGUACGCCCUAGAAGAAGUGCGUACCCCCUUGAAGAAGUGCAUACUGAAAUAUUGCUCAAUCCACUGGAAAUGACGACAGAAUGGGAAUUCCAGGCUAAAUAUAGAUAUUCUAGUAUUGUAUAUAGUAAACACCAAAAGAUUUCUGGGAUUAUUUGCCUCUGUGCUGAAUUCUAUUUUGUUGUUGUUGUCUGUUAUGCAAUUUUGUUACUCUUAUCUGUAUAGCUUGUCUGUAUUUUGAAUAUAAAAGUUGAGUUAU